AUGCCUUCUCCAAGUUAUCAGCCGGAUUCUCCGACAAACUCCAUUCCCUCGCGGGACGGUGGCCAGCAUACCCCCACAUACCCGCGGGAUUCAGACAUUCCUGAGAGUCAUAUCUCUGAAUGGGACACUGAGGAUGUCGGGACCUAUAUUGCUUCAAUAGGGCUGGAUCAAUAUAGAGAAUGUUUUAUAGAGGAAGGAAUCGAUGGCGAAGCACUUAUCCAUCUAGAACACGACGAACUACGGGAUAUUGGGAUAAAGAGUGUGGGACACCGACUUACGAUCCUAAAGAAUAUCUACCAUCUAAAAGUCGCCCACGGAGUAACGAUCGAGCCAGAACAUUAUGUUCCUGUUUCCGCCGACGCCGAUGAAAACGAGAAGGCUGCCACACAAAACGACAUACAGCGCUUAAUCGCUAUCAUACGUCGGCGGGAUGAAAGGAUUGUGCAGGCCGAACGCGACCUGCAGAAAAUGCAGGAUGCUUUUGUCAAGUUGCGCGAAGAGCUAUUGCCGGUGUGGCGCAUAAUCAAGAACAGCCAUAAGUCACUCCCAACGCCGCAAGGUAGCACAUAUCCGAACGCCCCGUUAAUGACGCCGGUCGCAUACCCUCCCGAACCUUCAGUAUCAUCACGGGGAGAUGAACGUGAGCGUGAAACAGAGCGGAGAGAGCUUAAGCAACGGGAAAGGGAAAGGGAGAGGGAAGCUCGUGAAAGAGAGGCACGGGAAAAAGAACAACGAGAGAGGGAGAGGGAAAGUCAAAGGGAGAGGGAGCAGCAGCUACAAGAACAAGCUUUCCCUGUCAACAAUCCAAAUCUCUUGCCCGCACCAUCUGCAGGAAAAGGCUUGUCUAGAAAGUUUUCGAUGAAGAAACUCAUACUUGGAACUCCGAAGAAUGCAUCUCCCACCCAUCCAACACAUCCAGAUACCGUGAGAAACGAGUAUGAACCACCCCCAACAGCAACGAAUGGAGCUAUAAGGGAUAUCAGGGACUCUUCUGCUAUGCCAUCACCAACUUCUCCGUCAACGAUAAACCAUCUCUCGCCAAAUACAACUCACACCUCUUCGUCGCACAAACCACCUGAACGACGAUCUGCCAAAACGUCCCCUGAUGAAGAGCCUCCUAAUACUGCCGGCGGUUCACAACCUACUGUCGAAAUUUUCAAGUCGUUCAGGGUAUCCAUGGAUGAUCCUUGUUACAAGGUUCUCCCCGCUGCUCUGAAGCGGUACAACAUCCAGGCAGACUGGCGACAGUACGCAUUGUACAUUGUGCAUGGAGACCAGGAGCGUUGUUUGGGAUUGGACGAGAAGCCGUUGAUAUUGUUCAAGCAGCUUGACAAAGAGGGACGGAAACCAAUGUUCAUGUUAAGGCGAAACGGUAAUUUUGAAACCUCAAUUGGACCUGGAACCGGGAUACCAGGAGGUAGUGGAUCCAGUAUCUACGGAAGGGGCCAAGAUAUCACGUUACCUGGCGUAUUACCAGGAGGGGUAUUAUAG
Morchella sextelata is the source of this 1491-nucleotide messenger RNA. RefSeq lists its product as uncharacterized. NCBI's taxonomy places the organism in Eukaryota, Fungi, Ascomycota, Pezizomycetes, Pezizales, Morchellaceae. Gene Ontology annotation, molecular function: protein binding. The transcript is spliced from 3 exons. The record is from RefSeq and is a predicted model, not a curated record. Gene Ontology annotation, biological process: signal transduction. The coding region runs from base 1 to 1491 and encodes 496 amino acids.